This is a messenger RNA of Zea mays, 1238 nucleotides long. RefSeq lists its product as uncharacterized. The record is from RefSeq and is marked predicted. The transcript has 7 exons. Bases 259 to 903 code for a protein of 214 amino acids. Gene Ontology annotation, cellular component: ER to Golgi transport vesicle membrane; endoplasmic reticulum; Golgi stack. Gene Ontology annotation, biological process: membrane fusion; endoplasmic reticulum to Golgi vesicle-mediated transport; intracellular protein transport. Lineage: Eukaryota; Viridiplantae; Streptophyta; Magnoliopsida; Poales; Poaceae.
AGCCAAGCUAGCCUGCCCCUAGUCCCCUUACCCCUGCGGCCCUGCCCCUGCCCCCGCUCCCGAUUCCGCCGCCGCAUCCGACCCAACCCGCUGCGAUCCCCUCCGCCGUGGCGUCGGCGACUCCCUCUCCCGCGACGCCCUUUCAUCGCUGCAGUUGAUACGCCACCCGAGCGGUUCCUUCCCUCCUCUCUUCCUCCCCUUGUCGCUCUCCGCAUCGCCGCAGGCCGUAGGGCGCCACCGCGUCAGAAGGCGCGAUCCAUGGACCGGUCGAUCAACUUCCGCGGCAUCGCCGGGAGCGCCGGCAACAUCAUGCAGGGAAUGGGGAAAUUCGUUUUCGGCAACGAGGGACUCGACUCAAAGGAAGAUAGCUAUGUUGAGAGAUACCUUGACCGGAUAAGCAAUGGCACCAUACCUGAUGACCGGAGAUCUGCCAUGACUGAGCUGCAGUCUCUCGUGGCCGAAAGUCGCUUAGCACAGAUGUCGUUUGGAGCGAUGGGUUUUCCUAUCCUCCUCAAUAUUUUUAAAGAAGACCGCGAGGAUGUAGAGCUUGUGAGAGGUGCACUGGAGACCUUUGUGAGCGCAUUGACUCCUAUUGAGAUGUCACAAGGGCCAAAGACUGAGGUUCAACCAGCAUCAGUGAAUUCUGAUCUGCUGUCUCGAGAAACGGAGAAUAUUUCUCUUCUUCUGAGCUUAUUGUCAGAGGAAGACUUUUAUGUGAGAUACUACACAAUCCAACUUCUAACAGCUCUACUUACAAACUCGCUGAAAAGGUUACAGGAAGCAAUUCUAUUGAUUCCCCGUGGUAUAACAGUUCUAAUGGACAUGCUUAUGGAUCGUGAGUUCUUGUUCAUAUAUGGCCGUGGCGGUUGGCGUGCCGCCCUCUUCAUCAUCGGGACAGUGUAAAUAUAAGAAGGACGAUACAUCAGCACCUAAAGGAGGUCCAUUGCUCUCAAGUUAUACCCCACUUGGAAUCUUGUUAAUACAUUAGUUUACAGAGAAGAAAUGGUUCGAUCAAUGUGUGCUUACAGUUAAAUGCAGUUUAGUCAAUUACUUUCCCUUUCCAUUUUAAGGAUGUAGUAUUGCUGUGAGGGGUUGUUUUGUCCCUCUGACUAAAAUUUAGCAUGUGUCACAUCACAUAAGCGCAUAGACUAAAUGCAAUGCGUUCCAGCGAGGAUCAUGUUUAUACUAUUACAUUUCCGAAAGGCACCAUAUGUUUGAAAUAAACUUCUGUUUCUGAU